Molecule: messenger RNA, 583 nt
Organism: Sordaria macrospora k-hell
Lineage: Eukaryota; Fungi; Ascomycota; Sordariomycetes; Sordariales; Sordariaceae
Source: the annotation of a RefSeq genome assembly
AUGUCCACCACAAUCCCCGAAACCUACCCCGACCCCGAGUACGAAGCCGCUCACCAAGCCACCUACGAGCGCAUUCCCCGGUAUCCCAUCACCCCCGUCCUCCCGCCGGGAAUUACCCACGAAGUCUGGACCAAAGCCAUCCAAGCCUUCAUCUCCGUCCUCGGCAUGGAUGCCGUCCUCAUCGACUCUGCCUUAUUCGAUUACAUCGACCCGUACGACCUGCAUGAAGCCUCUUCGACCGCCUCGUCCGAGUCAGCGAACGAAAACUCCCAAAACUCUAACAAGCGCAAAAUCCCCAGCGCAGCAGUCUGCCCCAGCUCCACAGACCAACUGAGCGCCAUCCUCAAGAUCGCCAACGAGUACACCAUCCCACUAUGGACUUUCUCGCGCGGCAAGAACUUGGGAUAUGGCGGACCGGCACCUCGAGUGAACGGUUCCGUGGCGCUGGACUUGCACAGGAUGAACAAAAUUAUUGAAGUGAAUGACCAGUUCCACUACGCGGUCGUGGAGCCAGGAGUGACGUUUAUUGAUUUGUAUCGAUAUUGUGUCGACCACGGGAAGAAGGUAUGGCCGAGCACGGCGA